CUGAAAAAAGAAAAAUUAGGAGCGACACGAAUGUGUUCGGAAAGGGAAAUAUAUACGUACUCGACUCUCACUAAUUCUUGAUUUCUUUUUCUCCCCGCGAUUUUCAAAGGCUGGCACCACGAUCAAGUUCUCUUACCAGUCCCUUCCGCGACUCUGAACUUCGUCUUCUCGCUGGAGUAAGGGGCCAGAUCUCAACAAGAGGAUGGCUAUCUCUCAUAAACCCUCUGUCCGCUUCUCCAUCUGCAGCCUCCUGAUGGCCACCCUCUUCGCAUACUCAGCGUCUGUUCAGUUGAAUGAUCCAGAUUGGUAUCUGUGGUUCCCUCUCUAUGCAUUUGCUUUUGGCAUUCAUCUGCUCCAGAGCAUCAGAAUCUUUGGGAGGAGCAAAUGGGUGGCGGGUAUCACCUUUUGUAUGGCCCUAUUCUUGUUCCUCAAGGUAGUGUAUGAGGCUUAUGCUUACGGUGGAUUUGGUGAGGUUGCGUCGUUGGACAUGGAGAAGAGAGUGGUGAGAGAAAAACUGGGGAGUGGCUUGGUGCUUAUCUCCAUGUUCUUCCAGUACAAAGCAUCGGAUGUUGCAGAUAGUCCUGUGAGGGUAAGGAGGGAGCAAAUUUGGAAGACGAUCGAAUACGGAAUGCUGAUGCUUGUGGCUCUGAGCUUUGGACUUAGCGUGACAUUCGUUGUGUUGGUCAAAGAAAUUCAAGGGUAAUUUCAGGAACGGUUGAUAUGCGCUGGAAGAAAUUUUCGAGUGAUUGAUGUGGCUGCACAUAGCAAAAGAUUCAUAGUCCUUUCCCCAGAUACGAAUGGGGAAGUAAGAGAGAGAGGUUGAUCUUUUGUUUGUGUUGGAAUAGCUACAUGUUCAAGUCGGUUGAGGUCUUGCACAGUUUCUCUUCCUGGACUGUAAUCCACAUAUUUGUUGUAAAUCAUAGUAUCUGACAUUUUUGUAUGUUCACAUAAUAUUAACAAGGUUUCGUUGAGCGAA
This is a messenger RNA of Nymphaea colorata (pocket water lily), 976 nucleotides long. RefSeq lists its product as uncharacterized. The transcript is spliced from 3 exons. Lineage: Eukaryota; Viridiplantae; Streptophyta; Magnoliopsida; Nymphaeales; Nymphaeaceae. The record is from RefSeq and is a predicted model, not a curated record. The coding region runs from base 203 to 703 and encodes 166 amino acids.